AUGGCCAACCCAAUCUUCUUUUCUGACUUGGAUGCAUUGAAACAGAGAAUAGAGGAGAUUGAAGAGUCCUCAAGGGUGAAAUUCGUGGUAUUAAACAAGGACAAAGCAUUUGGGAAGGAUUACGACUUUGGCGAGAAAACUUCAUUUCGUCUCCGUUGGGAAUAUGACGAGGACCAGCACCCGUGCAAGAUUCCGUUUACAGGAGUUCCUUUUGUCGCGGUCGGCCGCAAGACUAUGGAAUGCCACCAGGGAAAGGAUAGGAAUAUCAGACAGAAGGAAAAGUAUGCCAUUCAAGCAGAGAAAUUAAGGGAAUCGAAAUCUAAGAGCAGGAAGAAGCAAGCGCUUUUACAACGGACAAAGAAAGUUAGCUGUCCGGCAACUAUCAUUAUUAUACAGAUUACAAGAUUGCAAGAUAUUAAGGUGAAAGAAAACAAGGAGUGGACAAAGCGGAUCGCUUCUGCAGAAUUUCGUAAGAUGCUAGCCAAGGGUCACACACCUCAACAACAAUCAGAGUUCUAUGCUCUGUUUCCCAAGGAUGAGGAUCAUAAAGGACAUCCCAUAAAGAAUGAGGCUGCUGGUCUACGCGAACCAACCAUUCCAGAAGUGGUAGAGAGGGUGCGAUCUCUCACCCGGGGCGGGGUCGUCAAGGUCAGCGAGAUGAAGCAGCACAUCAUCACCUUCCUGCACAAAGAGUUGCACAUAACAGACACUCUCCGCCGAAGAUACAUGCCUACAAACACAGACAUCAGCAACAUAAUGGCCUCCGUGAAACGCAAGGCUCACCAAGACCCGGACAGCAUGUCUGAAUUUAUCAACACGAUGAGGAAACGCUGCCCCAGCGAUCUGCUUCUCCAUCGACCAAACUCUCCCAAGCAUCCGCUACUCUUCUGCUACCAAUCUACCUGGCAGAGUAGACUCUUAAAUCGCUAUGGCAACCAGUUCUGCCUCCUAGAUGCCGUCCACCGUGUCCUUGAGGGGUCAAGGUUUCUGUAUCUUCUGUAUGUGAGGACUAAUGUUGCGUAUGUUGCAGUUGGUGCCUUUAUUGUAGAGACAGAGGAGCCUGAUAAGGUUCAAGAGGCUUUGGAUAUUUUUGCUAAAUGGAACCCGAGCUGGAUGCCAUCUCACUUUGCGGUAGAUGUACCGGAUGUCCAAGCUGUGGAAGCAUGCUUUCCAGAUUAUACUGUCAGCCUGUCCAAUGUUCAUUGCGAGAGGGCGUGGUCUGAGCUUUUUUCAAAGACUCCACAUCUGAAAAAGGAGAUUAUCUUACCAAUGCUCCGCCGUAUGGCACAUGCAGACACCAUUGGAAAGUAUGAAGACUUAAUGGGCCAGCUGCUCAAUAACAGUGAUAUGAAAGAAUGCUCUGCAUUUUCAAAUUAUUGGCUUCCUCAAGCAAAGAGAUGGGUGCGUUGUUUCCAAGAUGAGAGUUUCUACUUCACUGUGCAUGCUGCUGGAGGGUUAGAUAAACAAAAUGAAAUAUUUAAAUAUGAUGUCAUCAAACCUUACACCAAUGGUUCCAUCAAAGAUCUGGUGGCAGGACUUCUUAAUAAUUUCUUCCCAGAAUCAUAUAGAAAAUACCUUGAACGCAAUGCAAGAUCAUCUGCAGGCUACAGCCAUAGCAACGCUCAGAUUCCAAAGUUCCUGCAGAACCGACCAAGAGCCAUAGUCCAUCACAUCAGAAAUUGCAUGCAGAAUGACAUUCCUAAAGGAAGCAUCGUGGAUCAUGGGAACGGACUAUUUGUGGUACAGUACGCCAAUGAAUGCCACACCCUACGAUUCGGCGAGGGUGCGGUCAUGCCGCGCUGUACCUGCCGCGACUGGCAGACCCAUCUCCUACCCUGCAAACACUUCUGCGCUGUUUUCCAACACUUUGAAUCGUGGCAGUGGGAGAAUAUGAGCCCCCUAUAUCACAAUAAUCCUAUCUUCGCCCUGGAUGAUGCGUUUAUUGUCUCCAUGGAAACCUAUGCUCCGAAGGAUUCGGAAGACGAUUCUGAAGCGAGGCGGAAGGAAGCGAUACAGGAGUGCAUGGACACUACCAGGGCCAUCAAUGCAGCUGUGAAGAGAUUAAGUGAUACAUCUCAUAUUGUUAGUGUUACCAAGAGACUGAAGUGUCUUUUAGAGGAUAUUCAAACAACACAGGGGGAAGUAGAUCCUCCAUGAUUCACAUGGAUCAGGAAAUUUCUAGUGUAGGGGUAAAUUAUGGUAAGUGGGACAUUUCAGCAUUUACCUAAGCAUUACAAAAAAGAGAAUAAUCAACAGAGCAA
Lytechinus variegatus (green sea urchin) is the source of this 2261-nucleotide messenger RNA. RefSeq lists its product as uncharacterized. The record is from RefSeq and is a predicted model, not a curated record. Bases 1 to 2157 code for a protein of 718 amino acids. Gene Ontology annotation, molecular function: DNA-binding transcription factor activity; zinc ion binding. NCBI's taxonomy places the organism in Eukaryota, Metazoa, Echinodermata, Echinoidea, Temnopleuroida, Toxopneustidae. The transcript has 8 exons.